GUUAGAAGGUGCGCAUCGCGUGUGGCAGAUAGAAUGACUGCAUGCACUUUCUUGAAGCCUAAUUCAUCCAGACAUCUAUGUUCAGAGGCACAGAGCUUUACGUGCAACAGGGCACGGAUGAUGAUGUGUGUGUACAUGCUUGAGAUCAACGGCAUUGUCUCACACGACCUUUGUCCCUCGACAUUAUUUCUCUCAAUGAUGCAAGCCCAGCAAAUCCGGCACGCACCCAACGCCCGUCUCAACGCGUUCCAUGGUACAAAGCGUCAAGUUCUGGGAAAUCACGCGGGUCGCGCCCCGCCCGCAUGGCGAGGGUCUAACGUGGGCGCAUACGCGAAAGGAAAGGAAGUCGCGGAUGGCGAAACGGCGGGCGGGAGCAGGAUCUUUCUAAGCCGAUUACCAACGGAUGUCGGAGAGAACGAAGUGGAGGUCCGUUGGCGCGUCGUUUGUUGCUAUCACACGUCUAGAACCUGUUGCAGGAGUUGUUCAAAAAGACGGUGCGAUAUUGACGCUCAUCCCGAUACCACAAAGUGAAGAAGGUCGCAUGCUGCAGGUCGGACCGCUCCGAGAAUCGUUCUUAAUAUACAACUCGCAAGGGCGAUCGAAGGGCAUGGCAGUUGUGACCUUUCAACGACCCGGGGAUGCAGCAGUCGCGCGCGAGAAAUACGACGGAAAGAUAGUGGAUGGACGACGUCCCAUCAAGAUUGAGAUAAUGGUGGAUUCGGCCCGGCCACUGCACUCAAUCCCAACAGGACCGCCAAGUUUGUUCGAGCGUUUACGACCUGGCUCGGAUUCUAAAAUUGGUGCGGGGGGAUCGAGUGGUGGGCCUUCUCGGUUCAUAACUCCCCAAACAAAAAAAGCGACAAAUCUAGCGCCACCAGCACCACCUCCGCGGCCUGCUACCCCACAUAAUGCGACGCUCGCUGCACCUGUUCCUCCUCGCCGACGCGCCAAGAAGGGGCCGAAACGGCUGAAGAAGCAAUGGGCAACUUCGCGGUCAAAGGAAGAACUGGACAAAGAGAUGGAGGAUUACCGUGCACUGGCUCCCCCGGCAUAACAAAUCAACAUAUCCCACGCAUAUUUCCCCUUGCAUCUUCAUUCACGUCCUCGAUCUGCUUUGCAUCUUUGCUCUAUGUAUAUAUAUUAGUAUCAUACCUCUGAGCUAUAAUAUCUGCUGGCUAGCUAGCAUUCGUAAAUGAAAUUGACUCAUACGUGGCCAGGGACGAG
Messenger RNA from Mycena citricolor, 1224 nucleotides. NCBI's taxonomy places the organism in Eukaryota, Fungi, Basidiomycota, Agaricomycetes, Agaricales, Mycenaceae. The record is from the annotation of a GenBank genome assembly.